This is a messenger RNA of Cottoperca gobio, 2798 nucleotides long. RefSeq names its product cdc42 effector protein 3. Gene Ontology annotation, biological process: regulation of cell shape; positive regulation of pseudopodium assembly; Rho protein signal transduction. The coding region runs from base 693 to 1610 and encodes 305 amino acids. The transcript is spliced from 2 exons. Lineage: Eukaryota; Metazoa; Chordata; Actinopteri; Perciformes; Bovichtidae. Gene Ontology annotation, cellular component: cytoplasm; cytoskeleton; plasma membrane. The record is from RefSeq and is a predicted model, not a curated record. Gene Ontology annotation, molecular function: small GTPase binding.
AACCGGACGUUGUCUGUGCUCAUUCCAUCUGUUUGGCGGCGCUCCUUGUGUGUGAGAAGCGGAUCCCCUUUUUAACUUUCUCCGUCCAGAGCGCUCCAGAGACUCUAAUACCCCGUCAGUAAGAGGUUUACCUGCCCUGAAGCUGAGGUCUGUGUCGGUGGAUUGUACGACUAAACUCCAGUGAUUUUAUUCCCACAAGAGAGACGGAGCGACGGUCCCCUCCGAAGAUCUCCCGCAUCUUGAUGUCACAUUCCUAAAGUUUCUGAAGAACUCAGAAGACCGACCCGACAGCAGACUGCGAGGAUCGUAUCCUUCAUCCCUUUUGUCUGAGGAGGGAUAGAGACCAGAGUGUGUGUGUGUGUUUGGAAGGGAAGAGGACCCGCUGUUUGUUUGGAUAUGGCUUUUCUGUGUAUGAGAGAAAGACACAGGGAGCUGAUCUGAGGUCAAGGCCUUCUUCCUCCUUCUCUCCCCCCCGGAGUCACAUGACAGCGUGAGGCACAGCCCCCGGGGUUGCUAUCGCUACACUGACCGACCUAAAUAUUUCUAUACUUAUUUGAAAAAGCAGCACAGACUGGAUCUCUCAGUUGGGAGGGGAACGUUUUAAUCACCCUGAGAAACUGUCUGCGACCCAAACAUAUAGAGGUGCAGGGACCUCCCCUUUUCUCUUCUCACGUCAACGUGUCAGAAGCAAAAUGCCGGCAAAGACACCAAUGUACUUAAAAACUACAACUCCCAAGAAAGGAAAGAGGCUGAGGCUUCGUGAUGUCCUCUCCGGUGAUAUGAUCAGCCCCCCGCUGGGCGACGUGCGUCACAGCGCCCACGUGGGGCCCGAAGGGGAGGGCGACAUGUUUGGAGACGUGGGUUUCCUGCAGGGUAAGAUGAACAUGCUGCCGACCCAGAGUCGGAUGCAGGAUGGACGCUCGCACAGCGUGGAGAGACGGCUGGAUGACGGCUUCAACGCGAGACAGGACUCGCACAACUACGCCUACAAUGGUUACCACUAUCAGCACUCCUCCACCGGCCUGCUGAAGACCACCAUCUCCAUGCCCGUGUUCAUCGCCCACGAGCAGGCUCCACCAAAACCCCCACGCCUCCACCUGGACGACCCCUCCCCUCCUUCUCUGCCUUCUCAGCAAAACCGCUUCCACCACCAUCAGCAGCCCGCAGACACGAGCCACAAAGAAGCCAACGGCUACAGUCACACAGACAGCCACAGCCGGCUCUUUCAGAACGGUUUGGUGGGACGAUUGGCGUCAGAGCCCUGCCGUGACAUCUCGCUCUCCCCCGCCAUCCGCAGGCUCGUCCCCUCCUCCGGCUCCUUCUCGGAGGCCUCCUCUGAGGACUCCAUGUCAGAAACCUGUGGGCCCCUGGACAGUCGCCGGGGCAUCAGCCUGGACUCUGAUGCCGGCCUGAGCAACGAGGAUCUGAGGAGUGAACGCAGUGACUCUCCCUGCACGGCCUUCCACCCGGCCAGGCUCACAGUCUCAUCCGGGGUGUCGCGGUCAGACUCUUUAAUGGGGUUAGAUCUGGAUCUGGGCCCGUCUAUCAUGGAGGACGUCCUGAGUAUCAUGGACCGCUACAAGACUGAGGACAACCGCUGUGAGCUGUGAAGACUAAUGUGAAGUACAGAUAUUUUUUAUACAUGGUUAAAUAGACUUUGUUCAGACACUAAAGGAGGAGAAAGAAUGGAGCAAUGGAGGGAGACAGAAAUGUAUUUUUCAAGAAGACUUGACUGCUGAGUGAAAGCUCAUUGAAAGAUUUAAAGGGGACAUAUUAUGAAAAACUCACUUUUUCAGCGCUUGUGCUCAUACAUUUGGGUAUCUGUGGUGCUUACCAACCCACAAACUGUGAAAUGAGACAACCCAGUCUCUCAGAAAACAUUCAGAUUUGGAUCCCCUUCCUGUGUCACAUGCAGGUUCACUGAGGGGCUUAAAGAGACAGGCGCUGAAACAGAGUGUUUCAGACGGAGGGUGAAUACAGGUAUAUUCAGACAGGUUGUGAAAAGUAAUGUGUUUUUUUAACAUUAAAGCAUGUAAACAUGUUCUAGGAGAGACCCAAAAAAGUAUGAACAUGAAAAUGAGUAUAAUAUGUCACCUUUGAAGAAGGUGAGACGCAGGUGGACACACGUGUUGGGACGUUGCUGCCCGACAGGACAACAGACACAAGGCACCAGGCUGGUCCUCAGGAGCCUUUCUCAAAGCUGAACCUCAUAAACACUUAAACUGUAAGAUGACAAACUUACAGUACAACUAACUGCAGCUACUAAUAAAUACAACUUAUUAAAAAUGUCUUACAACUUCAGAUGGUCAAAUGACACAUUCCCAGACAUACUGAACUGCAAACACAAAUAGUUUUAUACUGUCCUAAUUCAUCUUGGCUGCCUGAAGUGUUUCAGAAGAAGGAAUAUUAACAUCUUCACUGGUUUACUGUAAUGCUUCAAUGCCCGAUGAAGACUUCAGAUUGUAUUCUGCUUCUGUAAAAGAGGAAGAUGUAGGUCUCUAGUGUUACAUAUGAGAGCGGCAGCGCCAACAUUUCCUUUUUUCUUUUGAUCGAGGGAAACUGAAGAAUCUCAUUCUUGUAGCUAAUAAAAUGCUUUUAAGUGCAAGAAGUGUGCUGCUGCUUUGUAGAUCAUUUUUAAAUAUUGGUCUUUUUACACUCUUCUUCCAUGUUGUGGCUCACUGUCGGCCUCUCUAACAUUCACUGUCUGCAUUAUCACAGUAACCUAUUAUUCAAAUGUCAUUUAUGCUGUAUAUAUAUAUCACUGUAAAUGUAAGAAUAAAUCGUUCCUAUAAAGAAAA